This is a messenger RNA of Echinostoma caproni, 300 nucleotides long. The record is from the annotation of a GenBank genome assembly. Lineage: Eukaryota; Metazoa; Platyhelminthes; Trematoda; Plagiorchiida; Echinostomatidae.
AUGACCAGGAACCAACAGGAAAGGUUCACCGACUCUGGACCGCUGGAUAUAUCACAUUCGGUGGAUAUGAACCCCGAUCCUCCUUCCUCAAUCCUGUCUAUCGAAGAAAACAAUGUAGAUGCCACACUGUUGUCCUGUGCGGCCGCCGAGGCUCUGGGUAUUGAAGGUCCAGUUACGAGAAUCCGAGCGACCUCGCUAGCCGGAACCACUUGUAAAAUAACCUCGGAGGUUAACUUUGCGGUUCAGUCAUUAGAUGACGAUCAUCAGCUGCAAGUAGAGAAGGCCUACACGCUGGAGUAA